This is a messenger RNA of Brienomyrus brachyistius, 2587 nucleotides long. Its product is annotated as neural cell adhesion molecule 1-like. Bases 161 to 1849 code for a protein of 562 amino acids. Gene Ontology annotation, biological process: cell adhesion. The transcript has 13 exons. Gene Ontology annotation, cellular component: membrane. Lineage: Eukaryota; Metazoa; Chordata; Actinopteri; Osteoglossiformes; Mormyridae. The record is from RefSeq and is a predicted model, not a curated record. Gene Ontology annotation, molecular function: protein binding.
UGUAUUGGAGGAAGGACGUGCAGAGAUUUUGUAGAUUGCCAAGUUCCUCUCUGCAUUUUGUGUCCCUCUAUUUCUGCUUAUAAAAGCACAGGGCACAAGCCAGUAACCUUAUUAUUCUUGAAUACAGCAGGUAGCAAAAGAAUCCAAAGGAGAAACAAGGAUGAUUUUGGGAUUAUGCACCGUGUUACUGCUAACCCCAAUACUGACAGAUGCCCAAAUUGAUAUCCAUGCUACUUCCCAAGACUAUGAAGUGGGAAGUAAGAUACUACUGCUCUGUAAAGUCAAUACUGAAGCAGAAUGUACAUGGCUGAAGGACGAUGAGGAGAUAGAUGAAGAUUGGGUGGAAAGUAAAAAACUGGACGAAACUUUAUAUCAACUGACCAUCAAAUCUGCUGUAAUGGACGACAUGGGCCGCUACACUUGUAACUGUAAAUUUGAUUCUGGACUGAAGAACAGCACAGACUUGAUGAUCUAUGUCUACCAGCGGCCCACAUUUGCUAAAACAGCAACUUACUACGAGUUUCUGGAGGGAGACGUGGCUGUUGUCCCCUGUAGUGUGACAGGGCAGCCACAGGUUGAAGUGAAGUGGAAAAAAAAUUUGGCCGAAAGUAAUGUAACCACUGACUCUGAUGCUCGAAUAAAAGUCCUGGAGGACAGCAGCUUACAAAUCAAUGGCAUUCAACGGGAAGACCAUGGAGCUUACAGUUGUGUGGCCAGAAUUCCAGGACGCCCCAUCUCUGAGACCCUUGUCAUCUCUGUUGUUGUCACUGCUUCUCCUAAAGUAUGGAUUCAAGAAAGUGAGAAAAGUGUUUUGGAAGGACCUGAAAAUAACGUGUCCAUUGUCUGUUUGGUGACCGGUGAACCAACUCCAAACAUAACUUGGUCUAGCCCAAUGUUGUCAAACACCAGCCACUACACAUUCAAUUCAGACAAGAGUGAGCUGACCAUCACCUCUGUGGACUUCAGCGACAAUGGAGAGUACAUAUGUACAGCCAGAAAUAAAAUCGGAGCACAAAGCGCCAGCUUCAAGCUAAAUGUCUUAGUACAUCCUAUUAUAAACCUGACGACAGAGAGUAUGGAAGUGAAGCCCGGACACCCUGCCUCUGUGACUUGUCAAGUUAUUGGACAACCAACUCCCACAAUAACCUGGAUAAAGAAAAACACCAAUGAGAAACUGACCACCAGCAGUGGCCGGGUCAAAGCUGUGGGAUCCACACUGCGGAUUGAGAAGGUGGAGCCCUCAGAUGGAGGCUUGUACACCUGCAUGGCCCACAACACCGCUGGGAAUGACAGCAAAGAUUUCACCUUAGAGACUUGGCCAGACACCCCGGCUCAGGUCACUAUCAAUGCAGGGACCACAUCAGUUACAUUUUCUCCAACGGUUCCUGUAGUAAAUGGAGGAUCAUCAAUCACCAACUACAUCUUAGAAUGGAAAGAGGAGGGUGCAGAUGAAUGGAUCCGGACAUUAGCCCCAUUUGAAGAAACCGUGUCCAUCCCUUCUCUGAAGCCAAGUACUUCCUACUCUGUUCGUAUGGCCGCCCAUAACCGCAUUGGCCAGGGGGAAUUCUCCUCAGAGUACUCCAUACGAACGCUACCCAAUGUGGUCGAACCCAGUAAGUCUGGGAUGGGAAAAGCAGGCAUGGUGGGCAUCGUCAUGCUGAUUUUUGUGGUGAUGCUGGUUGCCGUGGACGCCACUUGUUGCUAUACAAACAACUGUGGUGUGCUGAUGUUCCUGGCGGUCAAGCUUCUCGGGCGAAAGGCACCUAAAGACAAGGGUCUUGAGCAGGUCAACGGGGAAAUCUCCACUAUAAUACUUCCGCCCAGCAGUAAACCUUCCACAGAGGCAUGACAGACCAGGAAGGAUGUGGCCUAAUUCACAUUCAACAUUGCUGCAAGUUCUUUAGCUGAAUAAUUUGUCUAAAAACAUACACACACACACACACACACACACACACACACACACACACACACACACACAUAUAUAUAUAUGUUAGUCUGUGUGUAUAUAUAUAUACACACACAUACACAUAUUAUAAACAACUAUAUAUUUAUAUAUAUUUGUUUGUAUAUAAAAAAAUCCAGAUGCUACAUGCAUAGAAGAUGGAUGGAUGGAUGAACAAAUGUAUAAUAUAUAUUUUGCAGAGCACGUUUAAUUUUUAAACUGUGUAUGAUGUAUACAACCUAAGAGAAUAUAAUAAUUAUAAUUACUAUGGUAAUGAUGAAAUUAUCUGUGGUUUUGAAGAGAAUUAGUAGGCAUUUAUUUUACUGGUAAUUUAAACAUUACCUCAUACCUAGAAUAUGUAGGGAAAGAUUUAAAUUAAUGUUUUACACUUCAGAUUUUUAAAAUAUUUUUGCAUACAUCUCUGAGUUUUAGUCAAGAUUACCAAAUUCGUGCACACUGUUGUUGGUUACAGUGCAGAAACUAGCAUUCAGCUAGGAAAAAGUUGUACAUACAAAAAAUGUAAGGUUUUUUUAAUUGUUUGUUUACAUUUCUUAUUUAACUGUACUAUAUUGUAUUUAUGUAUACAUUAUUUUGAUAUAUAAAAUAAAAUAAACAAUUUGCAACAUGUGCCAUUGCAGAAAACAG